Messenger RNA from Didymodactylos carnosus, 1500 nucleotides. NCBI's taxonomy places the organism in Eukaryota, Metazoa, Rotifera, Eurotatoria, Philodinida, Philodinidae. The record is from the annotation of a GenBank genome assembly.
AUGUUUAGAUCAACUAAUUACAUGCGUUUACAAAAUAUGGCUGAUCAACUCGACAAUUCUAAUACCCUUAUCGAACAAGAUGAAGACGGCGAGGGCGAUGGUGACAAAGAUGCAAUUGAUAAUAAUACGGACCCAAAAUCAUCAAACAGCCAAAAUCUUCCGGCUGACACAACAACAAAUUCGUUACUUCCAAAUACAUCAUUGUUAACUACUCCCGCCAACAAUCGUUCAAUAUCUCGUUCAAAAUCACCCUCUCAUUAUACGACAUCAUCCACAACGUCACCCGAUCGAGCAUUGAAUCAAAAAUUUCAUGUGGCUGCAUUGAGCGGUAACUUGAGUACAUUAAAAGAACUUUUAACAAAAGCUCGUUUGCCGAUAGAUUGUCGGGAUAAAGAAAAUUCAACGGCUCUAUUAUUAGCCUGUGCUCGCGGUCAUUAUGAUUGCAGUAGAUUUUUGAUUGAAAAUGGUAGUGAUGUAAAUGCCCGUCGUUUGACUGGAUCAACCGCUCUUUAUUUCGCUUCGUCCCAGAGGCACACACGCAUCGUUGAAUUAUUGUUAAAAAAUAAAAGUGUCGUUGAUAUGUCAACAUUUGAUGGUGCUACCUCGUUACACGUUGCAAGUGAGAAAGGCUAUGAUGAUGUUGUUAAAUUACUUGUGGAUCAUAAUGCAAAUGUCAGUGCAAAAAUGAAUGAUCAGACAACAGCUCUAAUGUUAGCAUGCCAAAAUGGACAUUUGAAAGUUGUACAAAUUCUAAUCGAAUCAAAUAAAGAAAUUGAUGUCGUUGCGCAACGACUAGAUGGUGUAACAGCUUUCUUCUGUGCCGUUCAACAUGGUCAUGAAGACAUAAUCGACUACUUGUUAGAAAAACGGGGUAAUGAUGAAAAAUUUUUGACAACAAUCGAUCAAUCGCGUGAAGAUGGAGCAACACCGUUGUUUAAAGCGUGUCAAAAAGGUUAUGGUUCUAUCGUUAAAAAACUUUUAAUAUAUAAAUCAAAUAUAAACCUCUUAAAAAAUGGAGAAUCUUGUCUUCAUGCAGCAACAAUGUUCAAUCAUUUAGACAUUGUUAAAACAUUAAUUGAAUACGGUUCAAAUCCUUUACUUAACAACUGGGAAGGCAUGACAGCCAUUGAUUUGGCAAAAGAACUGUCAUCAGCUGGGGGAUCAGACAUUUUAGAUUAUCUGAUGGUAGCAUUGAAACCAAAAUUAAGUGAACAUGCAAGACAAUAUCUAAUGCACAAGAGUACAAGACGAACAGAUGCUGACUUUGAUUUGGAUAUAGUUGAAAAUGAAGAACCAGAUGAUUGGAAAUUAUAUAAAAGUAUGAAAAGUGCCAAACAAUUAGAAUCAUUAGAAGAAGAAAUUGCUCAUAGCGCAGCGAUACUUCCAACACCGACAGCAAAACGAGUGACAACAACUAAACCAGCGUCGGAUGCUAUACCUCAUCGAUAUCAUCAAGGCUCACGAUCAGCAGCAACUUCUAAACAGACAAACCGUCCGUAA